AUGCGUGUCGCAUGUCCUCACGAGCUAGGUAUCUGGACUUGCGUAGAGUUUUCACCAUCACGUCCCUUCCCUUCAUCCUUGUAUCACACAGCCAUGGGCCUCAACGUAGUCGCGUUGAUCUCUGGAGGCAAGGACUCGCUGUUCUCCAUACUUCAUUGCCAGGCGAACGGGCACAAGGUGGUAGCGCUUGCCAACUUACACCCACCGCAUCUGGAAAGUGGCCGGGCCGACGAUCUCGAGAGCUACAUGUACCAGACCAUAGGACACAGCAUCGUCCCGCUGUACGAAGAAGCCUUGGAGCUUCCAUUGUACCGGCAAGGCAUACUCGGCGGUGCAGUCAACCAAGCGAAGAGCUAUGGCAGGAACACGACUUCCACCCAAGACACGGAGGACGAAACCGAAUCGCUAGUCCCGCUGCUGCAGAAGGUCAUCGCUGCACAUCCUGAAGUCAACGCUGUCAGUACAGGAGCCAUCCUUUCCGACUAUCAGCGCACACGAGUCGAGAACGUCGCCAUCCGUCUAGGACUCACGCCUUUGUCGUAUUUGUGGCAAUGGCCGAACUUGCCGCCGCACACUCAGAGUACUCUGUUGGAGGACAUGGCUGCAGUUGGACAGGACUCAAGGAUCGUCAAGGUCGCAUCGGGAGGGCUGGAUGAGACCUUCCUAUGGGAAAAUGUUGCCAAUCCUCGCACCAUCGCACGGCUUACCAAGGCCGCAAGUCGAUUUGGAGCUGCCGAUGAUGGUGCCGUGCUUGGUGAAGGUGGUGAGUACGAGACUCUUGCCAUCAGCGGCCCUGCCCCGCUGUGGAAGGGUAGGAUCGAUGUGCCAGAGGAUGGCAUCCAGAUUAUGCCCGGUGAAGCUGGCAGUGCUUCAGUCAGCAUUAAGCAACCUUCUGUGAUUUCAUUACCUGUGAGCGACACCCCGAAGCUCUCCAUCAGGACUCCGCCAUUGCUCGAAGAACUCUUUCGUGAAGUUCUGGACAGCUUGCCCCAGCACGAGAUCCCUGCCACAAAGCUUCUUGAUCCAACAUCAGACCACGACAUCACCAAUGACUCGGUCGCUUGUCUUUGCGACCUGGUCGCCGCCAGUGGCACGAUAGCAGAGCAAACACGCUCCAUCAUGAACGAGGCCACGAAUCGUCUGUCCUUGACAGGACACCAACUCAGCGACAUCACAUACACGAUUAUCACCUUGCGCGAUAUGAAUGACUUCCCGGCCAUCAACACGGUAUACGGCAAUUACUUUACUUGGCCAAAUCCACCAGCACGAGUGACGAUCGCAUGCGCACAGGUCCUUCCACCAACGGCGCUGCUGACAAUGAGCUUCGCAUUCGCUCGUGGACCUCGUGAAGGCUUACAUAUCCAAUCGAGAUCGUACUGGGCUCCAGCGAAUAUUGGCCCAUACUCACAAGCCAUUAAGCUGAGUCACAUUGUCGGAUCUGAUACCGCCCGUGGCCCAGUCUUCAUCGCCGGCCAAAUACCACUGAUACCGGCAAGUAUGGAGCUCCCGCAACCGUUGGCGACGAAGUCGAAUGGUUUCGCCGAGCAGUCGAUUCUGGCGCUGCAACAUCUCGAGCGCAUUCGCCGCGUCAUGAAGGUUCGACAGUGGACAUAUGGCAUCGCUUUCAUCACAAAAGACAAAGAUGAAAGCAUGUCGACGAGCGAACGGGCUGAGAUUGUGCGGCGAGCAUGGUCGGCAUUCCAUCAAACGGCUCCAGCAGACGAUGCUCAAGAUGACACGCCUGAUGACUUCGACGUAUGGAAUUCUGCACACGGCGCCGGAAGGACCCCUUGGCGCGUGCAAGCUUCAGAUCAAGAGGCACCCUGUCAAAUGAAUACGCCGACACCACCGCUCGUUGUCAUCAAUGCUGACAGUUUGCCACGAGGAGCUGAUGUAGAGUGGGUCGGCUGUGGCGAUUCUGUCAGCAGUGGCACCCAUUGCGUUCCAUCUCACAUCCUCAAGCUCUUCGGCACACUGCUGAAUAGUUCAAGAGUCGUACAUGCCAAUGUUUGA
Fulvia fulva is the source of this 2013-nucleotide messenger RNA. Its product is annotated as Diphthine--ammonia ligase. Gene Ontology annotation, biological process: protein histidyl modification to diphthamide. Gene Ontology annotation, molecular function: diphthine-ammonia ligase activity. The transcript has a single exon. Bases 1 to 2013 code for a protein of 670 amino acids. The record is from RefSeq and is a predicted model, not a curated record. NCBI's taxonomy places the organism in Eukaryota, Fungi, Ascomycota, Dothideomycetes, Mycosphaerellales, Mycosphaerellaceae.